UCCAGCCAGCUCUUAUGCUUUAAGGUUAGUCAAAGAAGUUUAAUUUAUUGUCGUGAAAUCAAAAUUAUUAAUUAAGAAGUCUCAGUCUGAGGUUUUUCAAUAAAAACAAUAAAACAAUUCGAAUACAAAAGUGUCAACCACGUCGCUAAAAGGUAAUAAUUGUGACAACUUUGGCAGCCUUUCCCAAUACAACAACGAAAAUAGGAAAAUUCUUGUACUUUUUGGCUAAAUUCAAAUAUAUCCCAAAGAAGACAUUGACAUCUGAACAAAUAAGAUUUUUGAACACGCGACAGCAACAACAACGAAAGACCCAACUGCUACAUCAUCAUCACCAUCAGCACCGUCACAUUGUGACAAAUAAACAAUACUUUCUAAGGCCUCAGGAAUUUAACGGAAAGAUGGUCAACACAGCGGAGGAUGGUGUUAAGUAUUUGGAAAUUCCGGACAAGUCUGAAAAUGAUAAGAAACUUUACAAAACUUUGGUCUUAGUCAAUGGUUUGCACGCUCUCUUGGUCUCGGAUCCAAGUCCAGUACCCCAUGAUGGUCUAACAUCCUCUUGUGACACAGCUGGUGAUUCAGCUGCAGAAGAGUCGGAGGAAAGUAGUGAAGAGUCCGGCUCGAGCUCAGAAGAAGAUUCCGAUGAUGACGAAUCUGAAGAAGGCGAUGAGAAAUUAGCCGCUGUUGCCCUUCUUGUAGAUGUUGGCUCUUUUUCUGAGCCCUCAAAUUACCAAGGAUUGGCCCAUUUUUUGGAGCACAUGAUAUUCAUGGGUUCCAAAAAGUAUCCCACAGAAAAUGCCUUUGAUGCCCAUAUUAAGAAGUGUGGAGGUUUCGACAACGCCAACACUGAAUGUGAAGAAACGCUUUUUUACUUUGAAGUAUCCGAAGAGCAUCUGGAUACCAGCAUGGAUUAUUUUACCGCUCUAUUAAAGGCACCACUUAUGAUGAAAGAAGCUAUGGCAAGAGAGCGUGAGGCGGUUGAAUCAGAAUUCCAACAAACUUUGCACGAUGAUGAAGCUCGACGAGAUCAGCUGUUGGCCAGUUUGGCAAAUCCCAACUACCCCCAUAGCACAUUUCCAUGGGGUAAUUUAAAAUCAUUAAAAGAGAAUAUCGACGACGAAGUGUUACAUAACGAAUUGCAUGAGUUCUGCAAACGUCAUUACAGUGGCCAUCGCAUGCGCGUGUGUGUCCAAGCCAGAUUACCCAUAGAUGAACUUGAAGCCCUGGUUGUGAAACACUUCUCCGACAUUCCCAGCAACAAUUUGGAUGGCGAAAACUUUGAAGUGUAUAAUUAUCGCGAAGCUUUUAGUCCUGAGUUUCAUAAUGAGGUGUUCUUCGUUAAGCCCGUGGAAAAUGUUUGCAAAUUAGAAUUAACUUGGGUUCUACCGUCCAUGACAAAGCUCUAUAAAUGUAAGCCAGACCAUUUUAUGUCCUAUCUUAUCGGUUAUGAGGGGGAAGGAAGUUUGUGUGCAUAUUUAAGAAGGAGGCUAUGGGCCUUGGAACUCAUUGCUGGUGUAGACGAGUCUGGAUUUGAUACAAAUUCUAUCUAUUCUUUGUUCAAUUUAUGCAUUUAUUUGACCGAUAGUGGUUUCCAACAUUUGGAUGAAGUUCUCGCUGCCACAUUCGCCUAUAUAAAACUAUUCGCUCAGAGUGGUUCAUUAAAAGAAGCCUACGAAGAAUUGGCUAAAAUUGAAGAAACCGGUUUUCGUUUUAGCUCGCAAAAACCAGCUUUCGAUAAUGUUCAACAUUUAGUAGUACAGUCGAAAUACUAUCCACCAAAGCACAUUUUGACAGGCACUGAACUUUACUUCGAAUAUAAUGAGGAGCAAGUGCAGGAUGUAAAAAAGCACUUAAAUGAGUUUUCUUUCAACAUAAUGGUUACCUCGCAACAAAAAUACGAUGGUAUAACGUAUGACAAGAAGGAAAAAUGGUUUGGUACCGAGUACACCUCCAUCAAAAUGCCGCAAAAAUGGCAAGAUCUAUGGGACAAUUGUAAACCCCUGUCUGAGUUGUUCAUGCCAAAGCCCAAUCGUUUUCUUCCAAACGAUUUUCGUUUGUUCUGGGUCGAGAAUGGUAAGCCCGAAAUACCUUUGGCCCCCAAAAAGAUACUUCAGACCGACACAUGUGAGUUGUGGUUUAGGCAGGAUGAUAAAUUUGAAUUGCCAGAUGCUUUCAUGUAUUUCUAUUUUGUGUCGCCAUUGCCAAGACAAAGUGCAAAGAAUGAGGUGCUGUGUGGUUUGUACUCGCACUUAGUCAAAUAUCGUUUAGCCGAAGAAUUGUAUCCAGCAACAGUGGCAGGAUUGUCUUACUCGGUUUAUGCGGCAGAAAGGGGAGUUGUUUUAAAGGCAUACGGUUACAACGAAAAACUCCAUUUGGUGGUGGAUUAUAUUACAAAAUGUAUGGUUUCCGUGCGAGAACAUAUUACAGAAGAGCAAUUAGAGGCCUUUAAGAAACAUCUAAAAAAGAACUACUUCAAUGCUUUAAUCAAACCGAAGGCAUUAAAUAAGGAUAUACGUUUGAGCAUAGUGGAGAAUGUACAUUGGUCCAUUAUUGAUAAGUACAAAAGCCUCAAUGAUAUCACACUUGAUGAUAUGCUAGAUUUUGCCGAUAUAUACACAAAGGAGCUGUAUGUUCAAACAUUAAUGCAGGGAAAUUUAACAGAAGAGGCUGCCCACAAUUGCAUGAAUUCUGUUCUCACCACCUUAAACUGCCAACGUAUUAAAGAGACGAAAUACAUCGAGAAUAGAACUGUCCAAUUGCCACAAGGUUCGCACUACAUAAGAUGCAAUGCUUUGAAUGACAAGGAUGUGAAUACGGUUGUGACAAACUUCUAUCAGAUUGGUCCAUGUUCUGUGCGCAUUGAAAGUAUCUUGGACUUGCUUAUGAUGUUUGUCGAAGAACCUCUCUUUGACUGUUUGCGUACAAAAGAACAGCUAGGCUAUUAUGUUGCCUCCUCAAUGCGCGUUAAUUAUGGCAUAGCAGGCUACUCUAUAACUGUGAACUCGCAAGAAACCAAACACUCUGCUGGCCAUGUUGAGGAACGCAUAGAAUCAUUCCGCAGCAAAAUGUUAGAAAUUCUCGAUCAGAUGCCCCAGGACGAGUACGAGCAUGUGCGGGAAUCACUUAUCAAAAUUAAACAGGUAGUGGAUAUGUGUCUAAACGAAGAAGUUUCGCGCAACUGGGGAGAAAUAACCACAGAAGAAUAUCUAUUCGAUCGCAAACGGAAAGAGGUAGAAGUACUGAAGACGCUAAAUAAACAGGAAAUAAUUGAUUUCUGUCUGAAUAAUGAGCGAACCAAUAUGCGCAAGCUAUCCAUUCAAGUAAUUGGUAAUGUCAAACAAAACAAUGGCGAGCUAAUGGACAAAGAAACUGCAAAUGCUGGCGAUGAGGCGGAGGAGCAAGAUGACGAAGAGGAAGAGGAAGAGGCUGAUGAAGAACUCUUUAAUGCUUUAGCUAAUAAAUUAGAUUUGAAAUUCAUACCUCGCGAAGGAGAUGCUACAACCAUUGUGGAUAUAAAUGAUUUCAAAGAAAAUCUCCAUGUUUAUCCCAUUACGAAAACGAAACUAGAUGCACCAAUAAUAGAUGCCGCAAGGGAUGGUGGUGGCGCUAUGGACAUUAUUGAAGAUUGUUGAACCAGUGCAAGAAGAAGAAUAGAAUAUAAUUAUGUGAGGACAAUUUUGCUGCAAAAAUAAGUUUAGAAUUUUAAAUUUAAAAUAUUCAAAUUAAAAAUUUGAAUAAAUUUGCUCUCAAUGUGUUUUUCUAUUUUUUAUAAAACUUAUAAAAAAAAAUAUUAUUUAAAUAAAUAUUAGUAUUUUAAUUUACAUUAGUUGUUCCAAA
This is a messenger RNA of Stomoxys calcitrans (stable fly), 3834 nucleotides long. Its product is annotated as nardilysin. The record is from RefSeq and is a predicted model, not a curated record. Gene Ontology annotation, molecular function: metal ion binding; metalloendopeptidase activity. Bases 399 to 3629 code for a protein of 1076 amino acids. Gene Ontology annotation, biological process: proteolysis. Lineage: Eukaryota; Metazoa; Arthropoda; Insecta; Diptera; Muscidae. The transcript is spliced from 8 exons.